AUGUGCGACUGCUUCCACGUGGUGCUGCCCACCUGGCCCGGAGCCCCCGGCAGCGUGUCUGACCCUCAGCUGCAGCCGGGGGGAGCCCAGGCCGAGAGCGCGGAGGAGCACUCUGCCACCCGAGGUCCUGCGGAGGAGAUCAUCCGGCCACGGCCACAGGGGUCCUCACCUGUCUAUGAGUUCCCGGCCGAGGGGGCUGGCUUUGGGGUCCAGGAGGGCGCCCGGGGCAGGCGCCGCUCCGGGAGGCGGAGGUCCUGGUGGAAGCGGCUCUCGGGCGAUUCGCAGGACUCCAGCGUGAGUCACACACAGGCCAUGCAGGAGGCAGCGGAGGUGACGCUGAAGACGGAGGUGGAGGCAGGAGCCAGUGGCUACAGUGUCACCGGUGGCGGAGCCCAGGGGAUCUUUGUCAAGCAAGUGCUGAAGGAUUCCUCGGCCGCCAAGCUCUUCAGCCUGAGAGCAGGUGAUCAGCUGCUCAGUGCAACCAUAUUCUUCGACGACAUUAAAUAUGAAGAUGCUCUCAAAAUUCUACAGUACUCAGAGCCAUACAAGGUUCAGUUCAACCUCAGACGGAAACUCCCUGCUCGUGAGGAAGAGGAGUGCGCUGUCCAUGACCCCCAGCUAGGCUGGAAGGGCCAGCAGGACAAGGAGGCUGCCGACGGGUGCACAGAGACCCCCACGAAGACCCUGGAGGCAGACGGAGACCGAGAGCGACUCAUCGCCAAGCCGAGCGGAGGGCGGGGUAGGAGGUCGCAGGACAGGCUCUCUUGGCCCAAAUUUCAAGUGAUCAGGAGCCGCCGGGCACCAGGACCUCGGCGCUCACACAGCUCCUCAGAGGCCUACGAACGCAGGGAUUCGCGCACCGAGUCCCCAACUAGCACUGACACGGAGGCCCUGGGCGGGAUGCCAGCAGGCAGCCGGAGGAAGAGGUUCCCCCUACACCUGCGGCUGAGGAGGAGCUCCGCACAGGGCCAGGCGGGCAGGCCAGCCCAGGGGCAGGGUCAUGCAGGGGCACUGCAGCAGCCGGAGCCUGGGGAUGGUGAGCUGCAGGAUGCAGAGAGCGCGGCGGGCGGCAGGCGGGAGAGCAGGAUGCAGGCGCCGGAGGCCCCGCGCGCUCCGACCACAAACCUGCCCAUGGAGUCAAGCCUUGUCGUGGGUGGAGAGGAGGAGCCCUGGAUCGGGGAAGGUAGGGCAGCUGGAAGAUGGCGGGAGACUCCACGGGGGAAGACGCAGGAGGACGCAGAGACACGCCGGGAACUGGGGGCCCGCCCAGCCCUGGGGAGGCGCGGGGAGGACGGCCUGGAAAUGAGGGUCAGCAGACCGUCCCUGCAAGACGACACGGAGGAGGCGGACGCACGCGGACAACCUCCAGAAACCCAGGUCAGAAUACGCCCUCUACAGACACCAAAAUUUGGAUUUUCCAAAGAAAAAGGACCACAGACAGAAAGAGGCUCUUCUGCUCACGAGGAACGCCGCGCAGAGCAGAGGUCUUGUGGAGAGGGGGCCACAUUGCCCAAAGGGAGCGAAGGCUGGAGGCCCGCGGGCCUCCGUGCAGAUCAGCCUGGACAGGAGGAAGGGAUCACGCACGGAGAACCAGAGACACGAGGCCCGGGAGACAUGGAGGAGGCAGGGAACGGCAAGUACCAAAGUCCAGGGAGGACGAAGAUGCCAAGGCUCAAGAUGCCCUCCUUCUCAUGGUCUCCCACAAAACAGGCAGGAGCCGGCUACCACAAGCAAAUCCAAGAAAAAGAAAGGCAGCCAGGAGAAAGGCAUGAGGGCGAACAGGUAGCGAUGAAAUUAGACAUAAAAGACAAGGAGGCCGACGUGGAAGACGGAGGCAAACUAAAAACUGACAGAAUACAAAGGCAAAGGGAACAAACUAUGACCCUAACAGAAGAAAACGACAUUUGUAACACAAGUGAAGGGAACAGGAUGACCAUGGGGGUGAACAUCCAGGCCGCCGGUGCCAAGCUGGAUGGGGACCUGACCCCAGGGCACAAGGACAUGGCCGCCAAAGACAGCAAGCUCAAAACGCCCAAGUUCAAGAUGCCGUCCUUCAGUGGGUCAGGGCCGGACAGGCCUCUGGAGGAUGUGCUCGAGAUGUCCACGCCCAAGAUGCAGGGUGACUUGGACCUUCCCCCUGUCCAUAGGGACCUGAAGACCCCUGAAGUCAGCAUUCAGCUGCCCUCUGACAAAGAGCAGGCCAGGCUGGACCAGAUGGCCAUGAGACUGCCCGAGGGACAGAUUCUCGAGGGAGAGCUGGUAGGACACCCUACUGGAGCUGGCCUCAAGGGUCACCUGCCCAAGGUGCAGAUGCCCAGCCUGAGGAUGCCCAAAGUGGACUUCAAGGGUCCCAAAGUGGACAUCAAGGCCCCCAAGCUAGAGGCGAAGGGCCUCAAGGCUGAAGCAGACACCCCUGAUCUAGAGAUGUCUCUGCCCAGUGUAGAGGUGGACCUCCAGACCCCCAGUGCCACCCUGGUAGGGGACCUGGCCCUCAGAGACAAGGACAUGUCCACCAAAGACAGCAAGUUCAAAAUGCCCAAGUUCAAGAUGCCGUCCUUUGGCUUGUCGGCACCCAGCAAGCCCUCAGGGGCUGCGAUAGAGGUGUCAACACCCAAGCAGGGCAAAGGCCUGCCAUCUGUCCAUGGGGACCUGAAGACCCCUGAGGUCAGUGUUCAGCUGCCCUCUGCUGAAAUGGAGGCCAAACUGGACCAGGUGGCCCUGAGGCUCCCGGAGGACCAAAUGCCUGAGGAAGAUCUGGCGGGCGAGCCAACUGGAGCUGGCCUCAGCAUCCACCUGCCAAAGGUACAGAUGCCCAGCCUGAAGAUGCCCAAAGUGGCCCUCAAGGGCCCCCAGGUGGACAUCAAGGACAGCACGAUGGACAUGAAGGGCUCCAAGGCUGAAGCAGGCACCGCUGAUCUAGAGGUAGCUCUGCCCAGCGUGGAGGUGGACAUCCAGACCCCCAGUGCCAAGCUGGAAGGGGACCUAGCCCUCAAAGACCAGGAUGUGUCCACCAAAGACAGCAAAUUCAAAAUGCCCAAGUUCAAGAUGCCGUCCUUCGGUACGUCGAUGCCCAGCAAGCCCUCAGAGGAGGGCGCGGUGGAGGUGUCAGUGCCCAAGGUGCAGGGUGACGUGGAGCUGCCCUCCGUCCAGGGUGACCUCGAGACCCCUGAGGUCAGCGUUCAGCUGCCCUCUGCCAAAGUAGAGGCCAAGCUGGACCAGGUGGCUGUGACCCUGCCCGAGGGCCAGCUGCCUGAGGGAGACCUGGCAGGCCAGACUUCUAGAGCUGGCCUCAAGAGCCAUCUGCCCAGGUUGCAGAUGCCCAGCCUGAAGAUGCCCAAAGUGGCCCUCAAGGGCCCCCAGGUGGACAUCAAGGGCCCCAAGGUGGACAUGAAGGGCUCCAAGGCUGAAGCAGGCACCGCUGAUCUAGAAGUGGCUGCACACAGCAUGGAGGUGGACCUCCAGACCCCCAGUGCCAAGCUGGAAGGGGACCAGGCCCUUGGAGACAAGGACAUGUCCGCCAAAGACAGCAAGCUCAAAAUGCCCAAGUUCAAGAUGCCGUCCUUUGGCUUGUCAGCACCUGGCAAGCCCUCACAGAGCACUCUAGAGGUGUCAGUGCCCAAGGUGCAGGGUGACAUGGACCUGCCCUCCGUCCAGGGUGACCUCGAGACCCCUGAGGUCAGCAUUCAGCUACCCUCUGCCAAAGUGGAGGCCAAGCUGGACCAGGUGACCAUAAAGCUGCCAGAGGUUCAGCUGCCCAAGGAAGAGCUGGUGGGCCAGUCUACUGGAGCUGACCUCAAGGGUCAGCUGCCCAAGGUGCAGAUGCCCAGCCUGAAGAUGCCCAAAGUGGCCCUCAAGGGCCCCCAGGUGGACAUCAAGGGCCCCAGGGCUGAAGCAGGCAUCCCUGAUCUAGAAGUGGCUGCGCACAGCAUGGAGGUGGACCUCCAGACCCCCAGUGCCAAGCUGGAAGGGGACCUGGCCCUUGGAGACAAGGACAUGUCCGCCAAAGACAGCAAGCUCAAAAUGCCCAAGUUCAAGAUGCCGUCCUUCGGUGUGUCAGCACCUGGCAAGACCUCACAGAGCACUCUAGAGGUGUCAGUGCCCAAGGUGCAGGGUGAUGUGGACCUGCCCUCUGUCCAGGGUGACCUCGAGACCCCUGAGGUCAGCAUUCAGCUGCCCUCUGCCAAAGUGGAGGCCAAGCUGGACCAGGUGAUCGUAAAGCUGCCAGAGGUUCAGCUGCCCAAGGAAGAGCUGCCCUCAGCGGGCGCGGUGGAGCCAGCUAGAGCUGACCUCAAAGGUCAUCUGCCCAAGGUGCACAUGCCUAGCCUGAAGAUGCCCAAAGUGGACUUCAAGGGCCCCAAGCUGGACAUCAAGGGCCCCAAGGUGGACAUCAAGGGCCCCAGGGCUGAAGCAGGCAUCCCUGAUCUAGAAGUGGCUGCGCACAGCAUGGAGGUGGACCUCCAGACCCCCAGUGCCAAGCUGGAAGGGGACCUGGCCCUUGGAGACAAGGACAUGUCCGCCAAAGACAGCAAGCUCAAAAUGCCCAAGUUCAAGAUGCCAUCCUUCGGUGUGUCAGCACCUGGCAAGACCUCACAGAGCACUCUAGAGGUGUCAGUGCCCAAGGUGCAGGGUGAUGUGGACCUGCCCUCUGUCCAGGGUGACCUCGAGACCCCUGAGGUCAGCAUUCAGCUGCCCUCUGCCAAAGUGGAGGCCAAGCUGGACCAGGUGAUCGUAAAGCUGCCAGAGGUUCAGCUGCCCAAGGAAGAGCUGGUGGGCCAGUCUACUGGAGCUGACCUCAAGGGUCAGCUGCCCAAGGUGCAGAUGCCCAGCCUGAAGAUGCCCAAAGUGGCCCUCAAGGGCCCCCAGGUGGACAUCAAGGGCCCCAAGAUGGACAUGAAGGGCCCCAAGGCUGAAGCGGACACCCCUGAUCUAGAGGUAGCUCUGCCCAGCAUGGAGGUGGACAUCCAGACCCCCAGUGCCAAGCUGGAAGGGGACCUGGUCCUCCAAGACAAGGAUGUGUCCACCAAAGACAGCAAGCUCAAAAUGCCCGAGUUCAAGAUGCCCUCCUUCGGUGUGUUGGUGCCCAGCAAGCCCUCAGAGGGUGUGGUAGAGGUGUCAGUGCCCAAGGUGCAGGGUGACGUGGACCUGCCCUCUGUCCACGGGGACCUGAAGACCCCUGAGGUCAGAGUUCAACUUCCCUCUGCUGAAAUUGAGGCCAAGCUGGACCAGGUGUCCGUUACAUUGCCCAAGGGCCAGCUGCCUGAGGGAGACCUGGUGGGCCAACCUCCUGGAGCUGGCCUCAGCAGCCACCUGCCCAUGGUGCAGAUGCCCAGCCUGAAGAUGCCCAAAGUCGACCUCAAGGGGCCCCAGGUGGACAUCAAGGGCCCCAAGCUGGACAUGAAGGGCCCCAAGACUGAAGCAGAAUCCCCUGAUCUAGAGAUGUCUCUGCCCAGUGUGGAGGUAGACAUCCAGACCCCCAGUGGCAAGCUGGAAGGGGACUUGGCCCUGGAGGACAAGGACAUGUCCACCAAAGACAGCAAGCUCAAAAUGCCCAAGAUGAAGAUGCCGUCUUUUGGCAUGUUGGCACCCAGCAAGCCCUCAGAGGGCACUGUGGAGGUGUCAGUGCCCAAGGUGCAGAGUAACGUGGACCUGCCCUCUGUCCAGGGUGACCUCGAGACCCCAGAGGUCAACAUUCAGCUGCCCUCUGCUGAAAUUGAGGCCAAGCUGGACCAGGAGGACAUGAAGCUCCCUGAGGGCCAGCUGCGUGAGGGAGAGCUGGCAGGCCAGACUACUGGAGCUGGCCUCAAGAGCCAUCUUCCCACGGUACAGAUGCCCAGCCUGAAAACGCCCAAAGUGGCCCUCAAGGGCCCCCAGGUGGACAUCAAGGGCCCCAAGCUGGACAUGAAGGGCUCCAAGGCUGAAGCAGACAUCCCUGAUCUAGAGGUAGCUCUGUCCAGCAUGGAAAUGGACAUCCAGACUCCCAGUGCCAAGCUGGAAGGGGAACUGGCCUUCAGAGACAAGGAUGUGUCCACCAAACACAGCAAGCUCAAAAUGCCCAAGUUCAAGAUGCCGUCCUUCGGUGUGUCGGCAUCCAGCAAGCCCUCAGAGGGCGCGGUGGAGGUGUCAGUAUCCAAGGUGCAGGGUGACCUGGAGCUGCUCUCUGUCCAGGGAGACCUCGAGACCCCUGAGGUCAGCAUUCAGCUGCCCUCUGCCAAAGUGGAGGCCAAGCUGGACCAAGUGACCGUAAAGCUGCCAGAGGUUCAGCUGCCCAAGGAAGAGCUGGUGGGCCAGUCUACUGGAGCUGACCUCAAGGGUCAGCUGCCCAAGGUGCAGAUGCCCAGCCUGAAGAUGCCCAAAGUGGCCCUCAGGGGCCCCCAGGUGGACAUCAAGGGCCCCAAGCUGGACAUGAAGGGCCCCAAGGCUGAAGCAGACAUCCCUGAUCUAGAGGUAGCUCUGUCUAGCAUGGAAAUGAACAUCCAGACUCCCAGUGCCCAGCUGGAAGGGGACCUGGUCCUCAGAGACAAGGACAUGUCCACCAAAGACAGCAAGCUCAAAAUGCCCAAGUUCAAGAUGCCAUCCUUUGGUGUGUCUAUGUCCAGCAAGCCUUCACGGGGCCCGGUGGAGUUGUCAGUGCCCAAGGUGCAGGGAGACGUGGAGCUGCCCUCUGUCCAUGGGGACCUCGAGACCCCUGAGGUCAGUGUUCAGCUGUCCUCUGCCGAAAUUGAGGCCAAGCUGGACCAGCUGUCUGUGACCCUGCCGGAGGGCCAGCUGCCUGAGGGAGACCUGGCAGCCCAGCCUUCUGGAUCUGGAAUCAAGAGCCACCUGCCCAAGGUGCACAUGCCCAGCCUGAAGAUGCCCAAAGUGUCCCUCAAGGGCCCCCAGGUGGACAUCAAGGAACCCAAGCUGGACAUGAAGGGCCCCAUACCCGAAGCGGGUGCUCCCGAUGUAGAGGUGUCUCUUCCCAGUGUGGAGGUGGACAUUGAGGCCCCUGGUGCCAAGCCUGAGAAGCACUUGGCUCUGAAGGACAAGGACAUGUCCGCCAAAGACAGCAAGCUCAAAAUGCCCAAGUUCAAGAUGCCGUCCUUUGGCGUGUCAGCACCUGGCAAGCCCUCACAGAGCACUCUAGAGGUGUCAGUGCCCAAGGUGCAGGGUGACGUGGACCUGCCCUCCAUCCAGGGUGACCUCGAGACCCCUGAGGUCAGCGUUCAGCUGCCCUCUGCCAAAGUGGAGGCCAAGCUGGACCAGGUGACCAUAAAGCUGCCAGAGGGCCAGCUGCCUGAGGGAGACCUGGCAGCCCAGCCUUCUGGAUCUGGAAUCAAGAGCCAUCUGUCCACAGUGCAGAUGCCCAGCCUGGAGAUGCCCAAAGUGUCCCUCAAGGGCCCCCAGGUGGACAUCAAGGAACCCAAGCUGGACAUGAAGGGCCCCAUACCCGAAGCGGGUGCUCCCGAUGUAGAGGUGUCUCUUCCCAGUGUGGAAGUGGACAUUGAGGCCCCUGGUGCCAAGCCUGAGAAGCACUUGGCUCUGAAGGACAAGGACAUGUCCGCCAAAGACAGCAAGCUCAAAAUGCCCAAGUUCAAGAUGCCGUCCUUUGGCGUGUCAGCACCUGGCAAGCCCUCACAGAGCACUCUAGAGGUGUCAGUGCCCAAGGUGCAGGGUGACAUGGACCUGCCCUCCGUCCAGGGUGACCUCGAGACCCCUGAGGUCAGCAUUCAGCUACCCUCUGCCAAAGUGGAGGCCAAGCUGGACCAGGUGACCAUAAAGCUGCCAGAGGUUCAGCUGCCCAAGGAAGAGCUGGUGGGCCAGUCUACUGGAGCUGACCUCAAGGGUCAGCUGCCCAAGGUGCAGAUGCCCAGCCUGAAGAUGCCCAAAGUGGCCCUCAAGGGCCCCCAGGUGGACAUCAAGAGCUCCAAGGUGGACAUCAAGGGCCCCAAGGCUGAAGCAGACACCCCUGCUCUAGAGAUGUCUCUACCCAAUGUGGAGGUGGACAUCCAGACCCACAGUUCCAAGCUGGAAGGGGACCUGGCCCUCAGAGACAAGGACAUGUCCACCAAAGACAGCAAGCUCAAAAUGCCCAAAUUCAAGAUGCCGUCCUUCGGUGUGUUGGUGCCCAGCAAGCCCUCAGAGGUCACGGUGGAGGUGUCAGUGCCCAAGGUGCAGGGUGACGUGGACUUGCCCUCUGUCCACGGGGACCUGAAGGCCCCUGAUGUCAGCACUCAGCUGCCCUCUGCUGAAAUUGAGGCCAAGCUGGACCAGGUGGCUGUGGAGCUCCCCGAGGACCAGUUGCCGGAGGGAGAUCUGGCAGCCCAGUCUGCCAGAGCUGACCUCAAAGAUCAGUUGCCCAAAGCUCAGAUGCCCAGCCUGGAGAUGCCCAAAGUGUCCCUCAAGGGCCCCCAAUUUGAUAUCAAGGGCCCCAAGCUGGAUAUGAAGGGCUCCCAGGCUGAGGUGGCGUCCCCCGAUCUGGAGGUGUCUCUGCCCCGUGUGGAAGUGGACAUUGAGGUCCCCGAUUCCAAGCUGGAUGGGGACCUCGUCCUGGGGGACAAGGAUGUGUCCACCAAAGACAGCAAGUUCCAAAUGCCCACGUGCAAGAGGCCGUCCUUGGGCGUGUCGGCGCCCGGCAAGCCCCGGGAGGCUGCUCUGGCGGUGUCGGCACCCACCGUGCGGGGCUCCGCAGGCCUGACCUCCGUCCAGGGGGACCUGAGGACCCCUGCGGUCAGCGCUCAGCUGCCCCCGGCCAAACAAGACUUGGAGGUCUGCCAUGUGUUCGUCGGCCUUUCUGAGGACCAUGGUCCUGAUAUUUCUCUUCCACGCUCUGGUGUUCGGAUUUCUUUUCCUAAAUUCCAUAAACCCAAGUUCACUGUCCGCAGCCCUGCUGUGCCGAGUCACCACGCGGGCCCUCAAGCAGCGGAGCCCUCGGCUUCUCCUCCCGGUUCUGAACCUUGGCGUUGCCCCUGCGAUGGGUCCCUGGCGUCCGGCCCACAUCUCUGCCCUGGGGCAGACGCCGCUCAGCAGCCGGCUGCUUCCUCUGGGGUCACUACAGAUGAAGUUCCUGUAGAGCCUGGCAAAAGCAGUCCUUUCAAAUUACCCCGCUUCAAACUGCCAUCUUUCCAUCAGUCUCCAAAGAAAGUGCCGGAGUGGCCUGGGUCCCUGGGGAGCUCUGCGGGGGACCCCGCCAUUCCUGUCCCCUUGGAGUCAGACGAGGCGCUCUCUCUGCCCUGUGCUCAGCUGUCCCAGGAGGAAGCAAAUUCCGGCGUUCCUUCAGACAAGGGUGGGGAGAAGGGCAGGACCAAGAAGCCGGGGUUCGCCUUGUGCAGAGUGGCUCUUCCGAAGCUGAAGGCCUCUAAGGGGCCGGCCAGCCCGCCGCAGGGAGACGCCGGGCCGGCUCUUCCAAGGGGCCCGGCCGCAGGACACUCGGAAGCCUCAGGGGAUGACCGUGCCCGGGGGGUUGCUUUGGAAAACGGCACCAAGGAGGGUCUCUCGGAAGGAGAUGGUGUGAGCCUCCAGAUGUCACCCGUCCACACCCCCAGCUUGGGCUUUGCCAAACCCAGUCUCAGAGCCUCCACCGCCAAGAUGGACAGGAGGCCCUGCGACGCUGACCAGCCCCUUCCUGAAGGUCACUCAGCUGUCACGGUUGACCGCAAACCGCCUGAGCUUGGGGACCUGUCAGCCAGCCCGUCUUGUGUGGAGGGGACCAUCCUCCCACCCGAAGACCCUGUCCAGUCUCCCGGCAGACAGCCCGAGGCCAGCCCGGCCGGGAGGCCAGCGGCCGGGAGGCCACUGCGCGAGGCGCCCUCCGAUGCGCAGGAGCGCCGGCUCAAAAUGCCCAAGCUCCGACUUCCUGGCUUCCGACGCUCCUCAUCCCAGGAGCAGGGCAGGGCCGCGGGGCAGGAUGCCGCCCAGCUGCCCCUGCCUGCCCCCGACUCGCACACGAAGCCACUCGUUCCUGGGCCAAAGGUGGAGGCGGUGGUGUCCCCUGAGCCCCUGGAGGCGGGGCUGCCUGUGACCGCUCCACCCAGCCCCCCGCGCUCCACGCGCACACCUGUCCAAAGCCAGGACCACCCCGGCCUGCAGCCGCCCCUGCCCACAGCAGCCGUGGGACAGAGUGAUCUGCCCCGCUCCGAGGCCCCCACCGGGCUGGCAGCAGCCUCCCUCCCCCCACAGCCGCCCGGCGUGGGAGACUCAGAACCCAAGGCUCCCGAAGGAGAGGUUGCCCGGAGGCCUCCGCCCGGGCCCAAAGGCCCCGGCUCCCUCUCCCCCGAAGGGCCUGUGAAGCUGACGGCUUCCUGCACAGACGCGCCCGCACAGGUCUCCGUGGUGAGCGUGGACCGGCUCUGGGAGGAUUCCGUGCUGACCGUGAGCUUCCCAAAGCUAAAGGUGCCCAGGUUCUCGUGCCCGGCCCCCAGCUCUGAGGCGGUGUUCUUCCCAGUGGUGAGGGACGACACGGGGUCCGGUGUCUGGGCCGCUGCCAACCGGGACCAGCCUGGGCUGUGGGGGGCCAGGCGCCUGCGGGCCGACGCCGAGGGCACCGGGGAGCCUCCUGCACCCCUCUCCUCAGAGGCACCCCCAAUUUCUAAAGUCAAGGUACACAUCCAGGGGACUCCGGGUGAGAGCCAAGAGGUCAUUGUACGCAGCAGGGUGACACGAGAGCAUGCUGGUGUCGCCACCGCUGCGGGCUUUUCCACGCAGAUCGUGCGGGAAUCAGAGAUCUCGGCGUCCGUGGCGCAGGUUCCUUCUUACGGAUUUUCCUUGCUGAAGGUGAAAGGUGCAGAGCCCUGCACGCAGGCCAGCAUCCACAUGGGGGCUCUGGGCUCGGGGGCCCUGGGGGGCUUGGGUGGGGCUCCCGCUUCAGCCACCCCAGGCAUGGGCCCCCGGCCUGCAGAGCCCCAGCCCGAUGCCACAGAGCCGUUUGAGAUGGUGUCUGCCAGCGUCGCCCUGUCUGGGCUGCCCGUGCCUGUGCCCAAGGAGCCCGUGGGCACCCAGUCUGCAGACCACGGCUCCGACGAGGAGCCCGCAGAAAUCCUGGAGUUUCCCGAGGACAGCUGGGAGGAGGCGGCCACCCCGCUGGCAGGCCAAGACUGGGCUCCGAAAGAGAAGCCAGCCAGCAGGAAGUCUUCUGGUCUGCUGUGGUCUUGGCUUCCGAGCAUCGGGUUCUCUUCCUCGGAUGAGACUGGCGCCGAGCCCAGGGAUGACACCCCAAGAUCUACCCCCAUCCAGACGCAGCCCGGGGCCCGGACUGAGGCGGAGCUGCCCAAGAAGCAGGAGAAGCCAGGCUGGUUCCAUCUGCCAAAGUUGGGGUUCUCCUCGCCCACCAGGAAGAGCAAGAGCACCGAGGCCAAGGCAGAGCUGGCGGAGCAAAGGCACCAAGAGGAAACCACCACGUUUUUUGAUGCUCGAGACAGCUUCUCUCAGGAGGAGGAGGAGGACGAGGAGGAGGAAGAGAGAGGGGAUCAGGGAGCAGGGGCUGCAGGUACCCGGCAAUUGGUGGUAAGAGAAGAGCAGGACAGAAAUGCUGGCGAGGAGUCUGGGCCUGUGGCCAACCCUGCCCGCGAGGCCUCGUCCCAGGCGCCCGGUCCUGCCCACGAGGCCUUGUCCUGGGCGUCCGGCCCUGCCCGCGAGGCCUCGUCCCGGGCGCCCGGCCCUGCCCGCGAGGCCUCGUCCCGGGCGUCCGGCCCUGCCCGCGAGGCCUCGUCCUGGGUGUCCGGCCCUGUUCAUGAGGCCUCGUCCUGGGUGCCCGGCCCUGCCCGCGAAGCCUCGUCCCGGGUGCCCGGCCCUGCCCGCGAGGCCUCGUCCCGGGCGCCCGGCCCUGCCCGCAAGGCCUCGUCCUGGGUGUCCACGGGGCCAGCACUGGGAGGGAGCUCCCGCAGUGGACACUGA
Molecule: messenger RNA, 11868 nt
Organism: Dipodomys spectabilis (banner-tailed kangaroo rat)
Lineage: Eukaryota; Metazoa; Chordata; Mammalia; Rodentia; Heteromyidae
Gene: Ahnak2
Product: AHNAK nucleoprotein 2
Exons: 18
Coding region: 1-11868 (3955 amino acids)
Biological process (GO): regulation of RNA splicing
Cellular component (GO): costamere; cytoplasm; nucleus
Molecular function (GO): protein binding
Source: RefSeq, a predicted model, not a curated record